AUGCCUUCAGCACGCACAAACGUGCCCACUGUCGUCCAACGGCCAGCCAUGGCCAAGAAGGAGCGAGUAGUGGGCUUCUACGAGGACCCCGUGGCCUCAUUCUGCCGACCAGCCAACAACACCGAGGAAUGGGCUGCCUACCACUUUGAGAUGCACGCCAGACAGUGUGCCUACUGCCACAAGCCAUACGAAGUCCACCGCAACCACGAGCGACUCUGUGACGUCGGCCACCGUCUCGCCCAGGACGUGGCUCAAUACAUCUACCAGAAGGCAGAUGGAGCCAUCUACUCCACCACUGAAGAGGACAACAAGGUCGUCCGCGUCGAGGUCCCCGCCGGCUACGUCGAGGUCUUCUCUCUCCUCAAGGCCAUUGAGCGCAGCCUCCGUCACCGGUCACGCAAGCCAUUCGUGUCCAUGGACCGCACCUACUACGUAGCUCCUCGCACAUCAUCCACCUCACCUCGACGAAGCCACUCGGUCAAGCUUGAGCAGGAGCCCAAGAAGUCAAAGUCAUCCCGCCCACGAUCUGGUGAGAUUGUUGACUGGCCACAUCACACCACCACCACCAAGACCAAGCGCCCCCUCGCCGAGAUCAGCAACACACCCAACUCCAAGCGCGGCUCUCUCUACGAAGAGGACCUGGCCAAGCAGCGCCGCAACGCAAAGCACUACGCUGUCGAGGUCCGCGAGCCAUCAGCGCGAGACGUCCGCGAGCACCGAUCACCUGGCUACUACCGAUGA
Molecule: messenger RNA, 741 nt
Organism: Pyrenophora tritici-repentis Pt-1C-BFP
Lineage: Eukaryota; Fungi; Ascomycota; Dothideomycetes; Pleosporales; Pleosporaceae
Product: Mating-C multi-domain protein
Source: RefSeq, a predicted model, not a curated record